Messenger RNA from Xyrauchen texanus (razorback sucker), 7554 nucleotides. It is a transcript of the gene cobl, whose product is annotated as cordon-bleu WH2 repeat protein. Gene Ontology annotation, biological process: actin filament network formation; actin filament polymerization. The record is from RefSeq and is a predicted model, not a curated record. The transcript has 15 exons. Gene Ontology annotation, molecular function: actin monomer binding. Lineage: Eukaryota; Metazoa; Chordata; Actinopteri; Cypriniformes; Catostomidae. Gene Ontology annotation, cellular component: perinuclear region of cytoplasm; dendritic growth cone; neuronal cell body. Bases 216 to 4334 code for a protein of 1372 amino acids.
UGCCGUUGAGCGCGUGCUCGGGCAGACGCGGGAGCGACUCUGGAAGGAUUAGAACAGAAUUCACAUGCACAACACUUCUGCCGCUGUACAAUAUAUGUUUACGUGCAGCGGAAUCCACGUGGCAAAUACAUGAAUUGUUUUUGAAUUGCAACCCAUUGUCCCCCCCUGGACACGAGAGUGACGCGUUGGAAUAAAGCGGAUUUAGUUUAUGACAGAUGAAUUUGCGAGACGCUGCUGUCAGACCUCCUGUAGGGAGGCAAAUGAAGGGCAGGGCCCCCCCUCCACCUCCACAUCCACAGCCUGCCCCCCGCAAGAUCUUCCGUAAUGUGCCUGAUGGAGGAGGGUCUUCAGGGGGAGACAGCAAGGAAAACAUGCUUCGAUCCAGCAUGGAUCUCCACAUCACUUUGCCUACAGGGUACCAGACCACCAUCAAUGUGGACGGCAGAAAAGCUCUGAUGGAUCUGUUGGUGGACCUGUGCAGUCAGUACCAUCUGAAUCCAGCAUAUCAUACCCUGGAGCUACUGUCACAUGAUGCUCAGCCCAUUAGCUUCAAGCCCAACGCCCUGCUGGGUGCCCUGGACAUAUCCUGUGCCCUGAUCAAAGAGCGAGUGCUGGAGGACAAGGUGAUCCGGAAACCUCCACCCAAAGUGCCAGAGAAAACGGUGCGUUUGGUGGUGAACUAUCACCGUAGUCAGAAGGCUGUGGUUCGGGUAAAUCCAUUGCCCCCCCUGCGUACCCUGGUGCCUGUGAUAUGUCAGAAGUGUGAGUUUGACCCAGCUCAUGUUCUGCUAUUCAAAGACAAUAUCAGCCACCACGAGCUGGACCUGGAUAUGUCCCUAAGUGAGCUUGGUAUCAGGGAACUCUAUGUCCUGGACCAGACACUAGUUCUGCAGCCUAAAAUGGCUUUGACACUUGCCCUGAACUACUCAGCAGAAUCACUUCACUCUAACAGCCAGAGCCUUAGUGGAUCAGAGAAGAGAGGUCUGCUGGGGUUCCUCAAGUUUAAACGAAGAAAAUCAAAGGGUAUUAUGUCGAUGGUAAGUGGCCCAUGUGUGGAGACCCGUCCCAGCACUCUGGGUCAGUCUCAGUCUGUGAUGAACAUCUCCAAGAUGUCCCCAAAAGUGGAGUUAAAGAAACGAAGGGCUCCAGUACCCCCACCAGCUCCCAUGCAGACAGUGCCACUGGCAUCACAGAUAAGAGAGCAUGGCUCUCCAUCCUCACACCAUCAGCUAAAGAAGCGCAAGGCUCCAGCACCUCCGCCCACUCCAUCCCCCAGUACACCUGAGCCUGUUAUGCCCACCCCUGAGCACACCACGCCUGUGCGGGCCCCCAGUAUCCCUGUGCCAUCGGAAAGGAUACCUCUGCAAACUCCUGCCACCAAGUCUCCAGCUGAUGACUCCAGGUCUGAUCUGAGCCACAGUAUUGAGGAUUCAGAACCAGCCAGGUCCAUCUGCUCCAGCGGUGAUGAUGUGGCUGCAGGAUCCAGCAGCAGCAGUCUAGCUGAGGAACCUGUGGCACAUCAGGCUCAUGUGAUAGCUGCUUACACUACAUCUAAACGAGAAGCUGAACCUGUGCUUAAAUACAAGGAAGAAGCAGCUAUCCACACAACGACAGAAGACACAGAAGCAGCACUGGAGCUAAAAAUGGAUGAGAUGGAGAACAACCGCAAUAGUGGAAUAGCCUGGCUGCAUUCAGCUCAUGAGAUUGUGUCAAAGAAGACCGCAGAGCAGGAGAUGGAGACGGUGUCUGUGGCUAGCAGUGAGAGUUUUGCAGACCAGGGCUAUGCAGCAUCAGAGGGCAUGGCUGAGGUUCUGGUGUCUCCAUCUGACAGGAUCCAAUCUGCAUCACCUGUGGACAUAAUUUCUUGUAACAGUGGCUCAGCUCUGCCUGUGGAGCAGUCCAAAGACUCUUCCAGUGACAGCGAUGAGGGCUGUGCAACCUGGGGCUCCAGACAAAGUGGGAAAACUCAGCGAGGACAUCAGCCAAUCAAGAGACAGAACCCCUAUGAAGAGGACUCAGAGAUCACCGCUCAGAUGCACCUAACCCUAGCCGAUUUAGAUGCAAAUCUGGCUGACAUUAAUCAGUCAGAUGGAGCACCUGUUUUUGUAGAUGAUGAAAUCCCACUGUCCAUAGUUGACAUGGACAUUCCAGUUACAACCAUUGACGAAGUUCCUGAUAAUGACCGAUUCAGCACAAGUGAGUGUGAGGCGGCGUCAUUGUGCAGCAAUCAAAACAUCCUCAGCCAACCGUGUACACCAUGCAAGGCGAUCCAAAACAAAAACAACAAUGCCUGUCUGACAGAGCAGAAAAGUUCAUCUUCAGCCAAUCAGAAGCAGUCCCAAGACAUUAAGCUAUUAGACAUUGAGAAACAAGUGAGUCCAUCUUCAACUACUCAGAAGUGGUCACAAAAGAAUAAGCUCACAGAUGAUAAGGAACAGAAAGUUGUCUUAAUCCCUGACACUAAGUGUAAAGCUGAAACUGAAGACCUAAAGAGCAAGAAAGACAUUGUAUCUCAGAAACAUCCAAGUCCUGUUUUAUAUUCUACAAUUCAAAGUAUUCAAAAGAUUCCUGAGGACAGACUACAGCCUGCACCUAUGGUCCAAAGACAUAGCACAGAGACUACUAAUGAAGACACAAGACCUACAAACAGAGCCCCUGCAACUCAGGGUAAAAUCACCCAGAGUUCCUUCUCUCGGUUUGGAAUGAAAACAUUCACAGUCAUUCCUCCCAAGCCAGCUGUGUCCCAGACUACCAAGCCUGUGGGCUCUCCAGUCAUAGGUGCCAUUAAGAUUGAUGAACAGGGCAACAUGGUUGCAAAAAGGCUGAUUACUACGCCCUCAGAAAAACACGGCAGCCCUGAAGGGGUCACUAGUGCAACAGAAUCCUCACUGUUAAAAGCCAAAUCUUUCUGGAGCUCUGCAGAGAAGCAAGACCAAUCAACUACCACCAACCAAGGACCCAUGAUGAAGAAUAGGGAAGCUGAUGUGUUUAAACCUUCAAUUGAAUCUGGAGUCUCUAAACGUUCGGAGAAUUCACGUAUUGAGGAAGCACCCAAAGAGACCAUUAUGUUGGAAAAGAACCCCAUAUCUGUAGUGGCAAGUAAGCCAUCGAUCCCAGAGUCUGUAGGGAAUUCCAAUUUCACAGCUAAAAAGCGAGAUCUGUCUUUUCUUAAACCCUCCAGAAGAACAUCUAGCCAAUAUGUAGCUUCAGCCAUUGCUAAAAACAAUUGCUUUACCAACACUAAAAUAAAUACCAUUCUGGAGCCAACAGAGUCCAAUGUUGGUUUUCAAAAUCUACCCAUCUAUCAAAGGUUUAAUAAUGAGAUUAGACCUACAAACACACUUCCAAUGGGGUCGUAUAAGCCUGCUACCACUUUCAAACCUACAGAAAGUUCAGUGCCUUCUUUUGGGGACCCUAAACACCUGCAAAAUUACCCCAGUCAUGCUGUGGAAAAGCCAAGUUCUGAACGGAUUAGUAGUAUUGAAAAAGGCAUUCUGCAUGGGGAAGACAAAACCAAAUUUGUGGACUCACAACCCAUAUAUAACAAAGUCCAGCCUUCAAAAUGUAUGUCCACUCAUAUUAAAUCCUUUGAAUCCUCUUCAGAAGAAGCCACAUCAGUCAAUACGUUAUCAGACAUCUCCUUACCUCGACAGAUGCCAACAGACACCAUAUGUCCACCACUUUCAAAGAAGCCAGAGUUAAACAAAUCAGAUAUUCUGUCUGAAGCAAACCAGGGUAACAUGUUUGGACCAGUUAAGAAGAUCAAACCUGUUGUUUUUAAGCCUGUCCAGAAGGAAACUUCUCUCCAUAACUCACUAAUGGAGGCCAUUCAGUCUGGAGGGGGGGUUGAAUGCCUCAAAAAGGUAUCUGAUUCUUCUAGCAGUUAUACUGUUAAGAAGCCAUCUUUCGUUAAUGUUGAGAAUGAGCAUUCUGCACUUUUAUCUGAGAUAAAAGCUCCAAGAAACUCUGCCAGACUGAAGAAGACCAAAUCAGGAGCAGCUAAGGAGCUAGAGCAGCACAGGAAGGCUGAGGAGGAAAGAAAUCUCCAGAGAGAUAUGAUCUCACCUACUCCAACCCCUCCUCCAACUUUUGUGGCACCCCCACCUCCAGCCUUUAGACCUCCCCCACCUCCUGCUCCAGCUCCAGCCAAGCCACCUCUAGUGCUGCCCACUGGGGGGAAACCUGAGGUGGCCCGAGAGGCUCUUCUGGAGGCCAUCCGCUCUGGCUCUGGAGCACAACGACUGAGGAAGGUACCUGUCACACAGACAAGAAGGCAAGUGAAUGGGAGACUUGGCACCAUUCAAGCAACAUCACCACUUUCUCACGGACACUAGAAACUUUCACUGGAUCAUUGUUUGGGUUUUCAGUAAAUCCAUAGCCAAAUCUGGUGUUUGGGCAUUUAUGCUAAUGCUUUUGCAGAUAAUGCUAACACAGUCUUCAGAGCCUUCUUUAUUUAUUGUGAUAUGCUGCUUCACAUCUGUGCCAAUACUAAUUUGCUUAGAUUCAGGCAGUUUGUGUCCUUCUACUGACAUGCUAAUGAUGACGUUGAAUUUCUUGGUUAAUGCUGCUAGCAGUUUAAUAUUGUUUUUUCAUGAAAGUCUGCCUGACAUCAAUAUCUUUAUCAUUACCAUACCUGAAUAUAUUAUGCAGGUAUUUUCUGUUGAAUCACAGUAUAAGGUGGCUGCAGUUAAAUCCACCUGCAAUAGUCAUUCGCAAGUAUGUUAAACCAACAUAUUUUUAUUAAAUUUUUAUUUUACAAAGUUUUUCUCUUUAAAUGUUUAGUUUCACAAUUAUCAGUGCUUUCAGAAUGAUCAUUAGAGUUCUUUACUGGUACAGUUCUUGACCAUAUUAAUUGUUUUUGAACCAUUGUAGAUACACAAGCUGCAUGUUUGACAAAUACAAAUGCAUCUUUAAAAAUCAUUUUCUAAAGCAAAUUUUUAAAACACUUGGUUGCCUUAUAGGUACUAAAUUACAUGGUUAAGACAUCAUUAUAAUGUAAUCAAUGCAUUCUCACUAAGCUACUAGACAAUUGUGAUCUUAACUAGAGCUGUCAUGGUUCUUCAGAUUCAUUGUAUGUCAUUAAGAAAAUUAUACACUUCUAGAAUGUAUAGCAAAUUGUUUAAUAUAUUCACACAAGUUGUAAAUCUUAUGUUGUUGUCAUUUAGUACUAUAUAGUAUAUGACAGACCUGUAAGGUUGUAAUCUAUUUGAAUCAAUGACUUGUGUAUAUACAAGUCAAAAGUUGUAUAUUUUGUAAAAAAAAAAAAAAGAAAAGAAAACAAAUAUAUACAUAUAUAUAUGUACAUACAUACACACACACACACACUACCAGUCAAAUAUUUUGAAACACACUCAUUCUUUAUUAGGGCCCAAGCACCGAGGUGCAAGGAUCCUAUUGUAUCUGCUCUGUUUAUUAUUAUUUCGUAUUCUUUUUUUCUAAAGUAAAUUGCAUUUUUGAGGGCCUAAACAUAAAACUUUGGGCACGCGCCAGAAGUGGCGAAAAUGUAUCUGAUAUGGUUUUCAGAAUGAGGUGUGGCAAAAUGGCUCGAUAGCACCACAUACAAAAAUUCAACAUUGUGCGCCUCGCGCUACGUUUCACCUACAUGUACUAAACUCGGUACCUACUAAUACGUUUCUAGGCUCAUGUUAAGGAAUUAUGCCCUAAACUCAAAAGAAAGUCAGCCAUUGUGAUUUUUCUCUCCAAUUUUUUCUCAGUUUUUGCCAUUUCCAGGCCUUGAACUUUAACGAACUCCUAGAGAUUUCAUCGGAUCGACAUCAUAUUCUGUCAGUCUAAUCUAAAGGCCUAGGCAAUGCUAAAUUGUGAAGCUUCUGAGUUUUCACUGUGCAGCGGUGACGUUCUGACUAUGUUCGAUGUUUCAUCAUGAAACAGGAAGUUGUUAUAACGCAUAUAUACAAUGUCCAAUCUGCACCAAAUGUCACACAUGUCAAAACAACCACCAUGAGGCAUCGGUGAUAGUAUUUAUUUCACCUCUAGAGGCCGCUCUCAUGCGGUAUAAUGACAGCGCGACCUUCUCAGCUGCUCCAGCACCGGACACAAUAGGGGGGAAAUUAUCGGUGGGGAUUUUUGCCGAUAACCGAUAGUUCCAGAAAUUGUUAUCGUGCCGAUUAAUUGGCAAAACUGAUAUAUCAGUCGACCUCUACUCGAAAGAUCGUGAAAUUUUGCACACACCUCAAAAGUGCCGAAAAUGUACAUCUGAUACAGGUUUUAGAAUGAAUGUUGCAAAAUGGCUCGAUAGCGCCACCUGCAAAAUUUCAACGAAGCAGCACGCCAACUUUCACCUACAUGUAAGAAAAUUGGUAGGCAUAUGUAACAUGUCAACAAGUACAAAAUGUCUCUUAGAGCCAUAUCCUAAACCUAACAGGAAGUCAGCCAUUUUUAUUUUUCUCUUAAAACAAACUCAUCCUAGAGAUUAAAUCAGAUCAACAUCAUAUUCGGUCAGUCUAAUCUAAGGGCCUUUGCCAUGCUAAACAGCAAAGCUUUUGAGUUUUCUUUGAACGGCAUGUCCAUGGCUGCCUGACAAUGCUUUUGCAUUAAAAAGGAAGUUGUUGUAACUCAAACAUACAAUGUCCAAUCUGCCCCAAACUUCACAUGUUUGAUAACAGUCCCGGCCUACAUGCCAAAAUAUAAGUUAUAGUCAUAGCACCACCUACUGGCAACAAGAUGGGACAUUUUUUGAUGUAUAGUUGUAAAAGACCUCAGGAAAAAUGAACUUUCCAGUCAGAAGCAGCUGAAGUAGGCCUACUAAACAGCCUGAGAAAAAUGUGUUGUCUUGUUUAAAUAUCUGCUGUGAUAUAAGAUUCUGUCAGGCUAUAUAUCAUUAUUCUGAUGUUAUUUCCAUUUCUUUGAUCAAAUUUGUUGUGAAAUAAAAAGCCUUUACCUCCUUAACUCUCCUGUCCUCUCAGAAUUACAUGCAAAUACAUGACCUGAAAAAUGAAAUGCAUUAUAACAUAAAAAGUGCUACAAAAAUUGUAUGCCUUUCCCCUGGCACAGCAGCCCCAAUGUGCACCAGGGUGUGAGGGCCCGUUCAUCGCUGCUUGUAGCUAUAAUUCUAAUUUUUAUUUUCACAUUUUAGAAUAAUAGUAGUCAUCAAAACUAUGGAAUAACAUGAAUGGAACUAUGGGAAUUAUGUUGUGACUAAACAAAAUCCAAAAUAAAUCAAAACUGUUAUAUUUUAGCAUCUUUAGCAUCAUCAACCUUUGACUAGAUUUUGCAGACAUGUACUCUUGACAUUUUCUCAACCAACUUCUUGAGGAAUCACCCUGGGAUGCUUUUUAAACAGUAUUGAAGCAGUUCCCAUCUAUGUUGGGCACUUACUGUCUUCUUUUCUUGAUCAUUUGGUCAAAGUCAUCAAUGAAAUGUUUUUUUUUUUCUAUUAAAUUUUAGUUUUAUGAUAAAAUAAAUUAAUAUGGCGGCACAAUUAUAUUUUUGCCUUCAAAACUAAUUACAAACAUUUAUGCCUUCAGAUGAAAAGAUUUUUUAAGAUUACGAGAAACAUUUCUGUUAAGUGUUUCAAAACUUUUGACCGGUAAUGUG